AUGAUUUUGUUCUACCUAUAUAGGCUAUCCAUUGCGAUGGUCUCUAUCCUAUUCAAAUUACUUCUUGAUUCCCAUUCGUGCGUCGCUGAAAAUCCUGAGGAGAAACAGGCCGUCACUUUCAAUCCUGAAAAACCGAUUUCCGAGAACUUUUUCAACUACUCCCAGUUCGCUCUCUACUACUUUCCCCAGGUGCACUUCUUCGAUAAGUACUUUACAAUUGUCCUCUUCACCAUCGGCUUUCCUGGCAACUUCAUCGCCUUCAUGGUAUGGUCCAGCAAACGGAUGUACCACGGGAACUCGGCAGCCGUCUACUUGGCAGCUCUUUCACUCAACGACACUGUUGUUCUAGCCAUCUCUCUCUUCCGUGACUUGACGAGAACUUGGGAUGUACCCUUCUAUCCAACACCGGGAUCUUGUGAAGUCCUCGAAACUCUCACGUUAACUGUUCAAUAUGCCUCUCCUAUGUUCGUCCUAGCCUUCACUGUAGAACGAUGGCUAGCGAUAUGCCAGCCAUUCAUGGUCUCCCGAAUCUGUUCCGUUAAGCGAGCUGUCCAUAUCUGCGUUGGCAUUAUCCUCCUAACUCUCCUCGUUUGUUCUCCCAUGGCCUAUCUGAUGGGCACAGAUCCCCAGGGAUGCCAAGCGCGUUCCACAGCCGUCUUCUACUUCACGACAACUCUUGAAGUGCUUUACUCCCUCGUAGCUCCACUCUUAGUUCUUACCUUUAACUGUCUCGUUAUCAACGAGAUGGCAAAGAUUCGACGCGCCCAAAUGAAGAAAAUGAUUCCGGUUGUGCCGCGAGGCAGCUCCACUGGUGGACGGGUCAACGAUUCGGGAAUGGUGCGACGACUGCUUCGAAAAUCCACUUCCGAUAAAGACUCUGAGAUCGGAGCAAUAAAAUUGUCCACUUCCUCCAAGGAGCCCCCUAGAGGACGGGCAGAGAGUGAUCAGACGGCGGGUGGUGGAGAGGCCUCUUCACCCAAAUUCAAGUCCACCACAAUAAUGCUACUGGUGGUCAGCUUCUAUGUUAUUUUUGCCACUCUCCUCGGCGGUCUGUGGUAUGUGCUUGAUCUCAAGUUCUCCAUCGAUACCUACGUUGGAUGGCCAAAGCGUCAGCGUAGAGACAAUAUGAAUUGUGUACCCCACGCACUUUGGGGAGGAGGUUUGCCAGACCUGGAGGUUUUAGAUCCGCUCUGA
Echinococcus granulosus is the source of this 1194-nucleotide messenger RNA. Its product is annotated as Growth hormone secretagogue receptor. Gene Ontology annotation, cellular component: plasma membrane. The transcript has 2 exons. Bases 1 to 1194 code for a protein of 397 amino acids. The record is from RefSeq and is a predicted model, not a curated record. Gene Ontology annotation, molecular function: G protein-coupled receptor activity. NCBI's taxonomy places the organism in Eukaryota, Metazoa, Platyhelminthes, Cestoda, Cyclophyllidea, Taeniidae. Gene Ontology annotation, biological process: G protein-coupled receptor signaling pathway.